CACUUGGAGACCAACUCCAACCCUGCUGGUUCUCGAAGUGCUUGAAGACUUGAACGGGCAGAGGAUCGCCUUCUCCGCAAUCUCAACGCUGGGGGCUAGUCAGACCCCGGGGUUGCUAGUGUUUGGAUCCGUCCGAAACAGGCCACCGACGCCCCCCACUCAGCACUCCUCGCCAGUCAUGCCGUAUUACAGCCGGAAGCCCGCCCACAUGUCGCUGGAGACGGCGCUGGAGGAGGAGCGCCGGGAGCUGCUGGAGGAGCUGGGCGAAGGCCCGUCGACGGCGUCGAACUACCGGCGCCGAAGCAUGCUGGACAUCUCCCCGAGCCCCGGCCUGAUGCCCCCGCGACAUGGCUCCAUCGCCGGCAUUGGCGUGGGUGUGACGCCCCCGUCGUAUUACUAUUAUUCUUCCUCGCCUCGCCGCUCGUCCACCAAUUCCACCGCUUCCACCACUUCUUCCACCACCACCACCACCACCAAUUCCACUUCAACCACCGCCACCUCCUCCACCACCACCACCACCACUCCCACCGCACAAAAGGCUCCUCCCCUUCCUCGCACUCCCACCACUUCCGCCGUCGCCCCUCCCUUGCCCUCAGUCCAGAGGAAAUCCUCCGUCCAAUCCGACGGUUCGGUCUCCCCCACCCGAAUCCCCGAUCCGGUGUCAGGCGACAACACUGCCACCAUCAACACUCAACCCAACAAGCCAGAACCCCGGUCUGGCCCCAGCAUUCGCUGGGAUUCGUCCACCGACAUGCCCCCCAGCGUCGCCAAUCGCAAUGCCUCGAGACGCUCCGCCCAGACUCAGGAGAAGCCGUCCAAUCGGCUGCCGAGCAUGGCCGCGGUGAUGUCAGGGCUCGACCUGAAAGUCGGGUUCCCGAGUUUUGUCAGAGGGAGGGACUCCAGCCGCAGCAACUCAACUCGCGGCACCUCCCUGGACUCCCACGUCUCGUCCCCUCGUCCGGCACGUUCCAGCUCCCCGCGACGCCGCUGGCUCAGUCCCAACGCCCGCGCUCAAAUUCAGCUUCCCGAUCCCGCCAAACCCGCGGUGACCCCUAAGAAGGAACCCAGCCCCAUGGACACCGCCGCCGCCGUCAGCGAUAAGAACCCCUCACCGGAUCCCACGCCGGACUCCACGCCCGAGCCCCCUCAGGCGUUGCCCGAGGGUGAUGCAAAAUCGUCUGCCCCCGGGGAGCAGCGGCUCGAGAAGGAUCAUUUCGACAGCGAGAACAACCCCAUCGAAACCAGCGACGAGGAUGGAGACGAGUCCAACUCCUCCAGUGACGAUGAUACAAGCCAGGAGGACGACCCCGAGAGUGUCGAGCGUGGCCGAAAGCAGGCUGUCGACGAAGGCCCUCCUGUCGUCCCCCGCCCGCUCACGACCACCAAAACGGCCCCUGUAUUCCGCCCCUCUGAUGAUGCCGCUGCGAAGACCGAGCUAUCACACUCCGCGAAACAAGGCCCGAUGCCGAAGAAGCCCGACGUCCAUCCCCAAACAAGCUUUGAAUCGGCCUCCGUGACCAAUACCCCGUUUGGAUCCGAGGAUGAGGCCGAGCUAUCCGACAUCAAGCGGGCCCAGAAACUCGGCAUCCAGAUGUCCUCCAUCGACAGCACGGUCCAACACCGGUCCAUCCGGACUAUCAUCCGCGGAGACUACACCGACCUGCAGGAAGAGGAGGGCAGCCGGCGCCGGCAGCGCAAGUACCUGGUCGCCACGGACCUGAGCGAGGAGUCCGUGUACGCUCUGGAGUGGACGAUCGGGACCAUCCUGCGCGAUGGCGAUACCAUGUUUGCGGUCUGUGCCAUGCACGACGAAUCCGCGACCACGUCGUCGGUGCAGAUCGGCGAAGGGGCCAAGGCUAUGCGGGACGCGGCGGCCGUGAUCGGCUCGCAGACCGCAGAGACGGCGAGGAAGUCCCAGAACGACUCGAACUCGCAUCUCCCCCGGGCGCUGUUUGGUCGCCUAGGGACGGACAGCAAGCCCAGCUCGGUGGAUGCCCGAGGGAUGUCCAAGGCCGAGUCGGAGCGCGUGCACGCCGCAGAGGUCAUCUCCCAGACGUGCGUCCGCUUGCUGCGAAAGACCCUCCUCCAAGUCCGCGUGGCCGUCGAGGUCAUCCACUGCAAGAGUCCGAAGCACAUGAUCACCGAAGCCGUGAGUACAACCAAUCGCCCGUAUCUACCUCUAACUUAAGUCGGGAACUGACAAAUUCAGAUCGACGGACUCGACCCAACACUGGUUAUCGUGGGCGC
This is a messenger RNA of Aspergillus heteromorphus CBS 117.55, 2247 nucleotides long. Its product is annotated as universal stress protein family domain protein. The coding region runs from base 179 to 2188 and encodes 669 amino acids. The record is from RefSeq and is a predicted model, not a curated record. Lineage: Eukaryota; Fungi; Ascomycota; Eurotiomycetes; Eurotiales; Aspergillaceae. The transcript is spliced from 2 exons.